AAAAAUAAAUAAAUCCGUAGAAAACAAAAUCUGUUAUGCUCUUUUCGAUAAAAGACUUCAGAUAAAAAAAUUUACAAUUUUAAAUGUUUUUAAUCAGAAAUAUAUAAUUUUAGACAAUCAAGAUGCGCCUAUUGAAGUGCUGUUGCUGCAUUUCAUUGCAAUUCGGGACGAUGAUCAUCGGCUGCAUAUUCGGGAUUAAGGAUUUUUCGCUGGGAUGUAUUGCCGUCUAUUAUGUGACUCGCAAAGAGUUACCAAUGUGGUUGAUCAAAUUCUUUGACAAGAUGGACGCUCGUUACAGUGUUUUGUGUUUCGCAUUUGUCUUUUACCUUAUGUCUUUUAGCGAUCUAUUGUUGAUCUCUGGAGCAAUGGCGAAAAACCCGGCGUACAUGGGACCUUGGCUUAUAGUGCAUUUCAUAGUGCUCAUUUGCACUAUAGCUACAGCUCUGUUGAAUGCACUUGCAGUUAUAAGAAUCAUUUUAAUCGUGUAUGCCAUGUUGGUUGUGAACUCCUACUAUGAAGAGCUGACAGCUUGAUUGCAUCAAAUUCUGAAGUUUACGUGUACAAAUUGACAGUCAACGUAUUAUUUACAAGAAAAUGCUCUACAUAUACAGCGCUGAGGAUCACCAAAACGGGAGAAUAUCAGUACUUAUACAAAGGCGGCAUAGAGAAAGAGAUUUCCAAAUGACAGAAACGCGGAGUUUCAGAAGCGCCCUUAUAAGAAGGAUUAAGCGCUUUUUUAUACAUUUUUUUAAAUUAUAAAUGCCGUCAAAAGCUACGCUUAAAUCUCAUUAAAAAUCCAUUAAACUCGAUAAUAAAGAACAGCGACAAACAGCGCAAGAAGCGAGAA
This is a messenger RNA of Drosophila novamexicana, 847 nucleotides long. RefSeq lists its product as uncharacterized. The transcript has 3 exons. NCBI's taxonomy places the organism in Eukaryota, Metazoa, Arthropoda, Insecta, Diptera, Drosophilidae. Bases 123 to 533 code for a protein of 136 amino acids. The record is from RefSeq and is a predicted model, not a curated record.